AUGGAUUGGCCUUUUAUUGUGAAAAAGACCACCAAAUUAAAGAUUCUCGAAUGGAUAGUUCAACAAAUAUCAGUAAAACCACGUAAGAAAGCCAAUGCUAAUUCUAUUCUUAUUUGGAAUUAUUUUAGGGGAAAAGGGGAACUAUCUAGUAGAUGUCGAGAAUCCAUUAAGAUCAAAAUCCAUUCUAGUUUAAGUAUUGAAUCUUAUUUUCUUAAACUCCCUGGAUGUGUACCAAUUGACAUUUGCGUCCAGCUAAAACCACUUGAAAAGAAAAAGAAAUAUAUGGGAUUAGUUAAAAGUAGAAUGAAUGCUAACGGAUCUAUCUUAAUAGCAAGUGCAAUCGAAGAUGUUUGUUCGCAAAGUGAAUCUAAGAAGCAUGCAGAAAUAGCUGAUAUCCUGAAUCUUUUCAUUGGUUCGUUAUAUGAUAAUUUUAGAAAAGAAUAUGAUUCUAUCUGCUUCGAUUAUAAUUCUCUAAAUUCGAAGCAGAAAGCCAUUAAAUUGUAUAUGAAUUCGUUCUAUAAUGUAACUGGUCAAAGUAACUCCCCAUUCUAUAUACUUGAACUCGCUGGGGGCGUUACUUCAGCUGGUGAUACCGAUUCCCUAUAUCUAACUUGCACAGAUUCAUAUUAUGAGAAAUGCGAUUUAUUUUAUGAUGUUGAAAAGGCGUAA
Molecule: messenger RNA, 669 nt
Organism: Funneliformis geosporum
Lineage: Eukaryota; Fungi; Glomeromycota; Glomeromycetes; Glomerales; Glomeraceae
Source: the annotation of a GenBank genome assembly